Messenger RNA from Colletotrichum abscissum, 1107 nucleotides. RefSeq lists its product as uncharacterized. Bases 1 to 1107 code for a protein of 368 amino acids. The record is from RefSeq and is a predicted model, not a curated record. Lineage: Eukaryota; Fungi; Ascomycota; Sordariomycetes; Glomerellales; Glomerellaceae. The transcript has a single exon.
AUGAGCCUAGUUGAGGCAAACCCCAACAACAUCGCCGAGACGAUCGUACAGCACCCCGCCGUCGUCGCUCACAAUAUGGCCGGCACCACAAGCGGUGAUGCGACACCCCGCGCCUCGAGCCACAAUGAGCCUCAAUCGGACAACACGAAGAAGGACGUGAAGAACAAGGUGCGCGGAUUGUUCGGACUCGGCAAAAAGAAGGAAGAGUCAAAUGUCUCCAACAAGUCUUCAUCGUCUGCCAAACCUGCAACGACCGUCACCAGCAACCCCUCCUUGACACGGGAUACCUCUAGAGCUUCAGCUCGGUCUACGACAUCGCCUUACGUGCACCCUUCAUCGCCAAGCCGUGGAAUGUCUACGUCCCCGCGAGUGCCAUCCCCGGCGGGCUCCCAGAUCUUCGAGCGAGAUGUCGACAACAUGUCAAUUAAGCCUCAAUCGCCCGCCAUUCCGUCGCAUAUUCAGACCGAGAACCAUAUCCCUCCCGUUUUGGACGCAUCAUCCGAAGCCAUCACAAACGACCAUCUUGAUCCGGAUAGCGUCGAGAUUGUCACCCACUCUCAGCAUCAACCAGCUGCAGCAGCUGUCACCGGCGCCAACGGAAACGGUACACCUCACCCUCCCGAUUCCAUGGCUGCAUCAUGGACCGAUGAGCUCCGUGCAUUUGCGGAUCGCGAAGACGCUUCCAACUACAAUGCGCUCGAUAAUGCCGACGUGCGCAGGCUGAGCUUCAUCUCUUUUGCCGACGUCGUGCAAGCCGAGCAGGGCGGCCACGGCGGCGCAGCAGGUUCUCGUGAUUCCAUCCAUGUCGCUGGGCUGACGUCCCUCUCGUCCAUCAACGCCCGCUCGCCCUCACCCAUCCGAUCACCCGUCUCUUCUCAGGGACCGGGCACCUCACCGCCAACAAGCAAUCCCGCGUCCGUGAAGGGACUGGAAAUGUCCCCCGGACGCAAAUCUCUUGGCAGCCCCAUUUCGUCCCAUCACAACCUCAACAUGAGCAGCGAGCUCAAUAUUGAGACUAUGUCACAAGCGCUCAGGCGCACGGGAAGCACGGAUCUCAGCGGGGUCCGCAGCUUGCCCACGAGCCCGAUCGAGGGGCCAUCACGUUAA